AUGGCUGAAGCCGAGAAGCGUGAGCAAGUUGACCCGGUCAACGGCUCUGAGAGCAACGACCAAGGCGCAGCGACGCUUCAGGAAGAUGACUUUGGCUUCACGCCCGAACAGCAGCGGCGAAUCAUCCGCCGCAUCGACGUCCGCUUAGUGGUGACGGUGGGACUGCUGUACUGCGUGUGCUUGGUCGAUAGGACGAACAUGUCCGCCGCCAACAUUGCCGGUAUGAGCAAAGAGCUCGAUCUGAACAUUGCCAACCUCGUCUUCUUCACGACGUAUACAAUCUUCCAAGCCCCCUCCACGAUCCUCAUCCGCAAGAUUGGGCCCCGGGUGCAUCUCGCCCUGAUUACGCUGUUUUGGGGCGCCGUCAUGGUUGGCAUGGGCUUUGUUGAGAGCUUUUCGCAGCUGGUGGCGCUGCGGAUGGUCUUGGGGGUUAUGGAGGCGGGAUUGUUUCCUGCGUGUACGUAUUUGCUGAGUACAUGGUACACUCGAUAUGAAGUUGGGAAGAGAUACUCUGUGUUCUAUCUUCUGAGUUGCAUGGCGUCGGGGUUUUCGGGCAUCCUCGCCUACGGUCUCAUGCAACUGAAUGGCCAGCAAGGCCGCUCCGGCUGGCGCUGGAUCUUCAUCAUCGAAGGCACCGUAACCUGCGCCAUCGCCAUCGCCAGCUACUGGCUCCUCGUCGACUUCCCCGACUCCAAGCGCCAGACAUGGAGCUUCCUCACCCCAAAGGAGCUCGGCUGGGUCGUCCACCGCAUCCAGCACGACCGCGGCGACGGAAAGGUCCCUCCGUUCCAUCUCGGCAAGUUCCUCAGCGCGGGCAAAGACUGGAAGAUCUGGAUCAACGGCAUGAUCCUCUUCAACAGCGCCACCAUCACGUACUCGCUGGCAUACACCCUGCCCCUGAUCCUGCAGCGCAGCCUCGGCUUUUCCAUUGCCGAAGCGCAGUGCCUCGUCGCGCCGCCGUACGCCUUCGCCUGCGUCUUCAUGUUCUGCGGCGCCUGCGUCGGCGACAGGUUCCGCCUGCGCGGGCCGGUCGUCAUGGUCAACUCGGCGCUGUGCCUCGUCGGGAUCCCCGUCAUGGGCUGGGCGCCGACCGCCGGCGUGCGCUACCUGGGCGUCUUCCUCGUCAUCGCGGGAGCGAGCAGCAACGUGCCGGCCGUCAUGGCCAUGCAGGCCAACAACGUGCGCGGGCAGUGGAAGCGGGCGUUUGGCAGCGCGGCGCUCGUCGGCUUCGGCGGGCUGGGGGGCAUCGCGGGCAGCCUGGUGUUCCGCGAGGAGGACGCCGCGGAUGGGUAUAAGCCCGGCUUGUAUGCGGUGAUUGCGUGCGCGGCGCUCAACAUUGUCUUGGCCGCCGUGUGUGAUUUUGGGCUGUGGAGGGCGAAUAGGAGGGCGGAUAGGGAGGGCGUUUUGCUCGAGGCUCACGAUGAUGAUGCCAGUCCGGAUUUCCGAUACACGUAUUAG
Messenger RNA from Trichoderma reesei QM6a, 1458 nucleotides. RefSeq lists its product as uncharacterized. The record is from RefSeq and is a predicted model, not a curated record. Gene Ontology annotation, molecular function: transmembrane transporter activity. The transcript has 5 exons. NCBI's taxonomy places the organism in Eukaryota, Fungi, Ascomycota, Sordariomycetes, Hypocreales, Hypocreaceae. Gene Ontology annotation, cellular component: membrane. The coding region runs from base 1 to 1458 and encodes 485 amino acids. Gene Ontology annotation, biological process: transmembrane transport.